AUGAAUUCUGAUUGUGUGUAUAAAGCAGCAACCAAAGCUGCCAAUAAGCCAUGGGUUUUAGACAGUGGGUGUACGUCACACUUAUGUGGAAGUGAUGUGUUGUUCAACACGAUAAAUAAAGCGCCAUACAUUAGGUUGAACCUUGCGAAUGAUGCGACAACUGAAGUUAAA
Messenger RNA from Cotesia congregata, 171 nucleotides. NCBI's taxonomy places the organism in Eukaryota, Metazoa, Arthropoda, Insecta, Hymenoptera, Braconidae. The record is from the annotation of a GenBank genome assembly.